This is a messenger RNA of Mesocricetus auratus (golden hamster), 1428 nucleotides long. Its product is annotated as PRAME family member 6-like. Gene Ontology annotation, biological process: negative regulation of apoptotic process; negative regulation of cell differentiation; positive regulation of cell population proliferation. Bases 1 to 1428 code for a protein of 475 amino acids. NCBI's taxonomy places the organism in Eukaryota, Metazoa, Chordata, Mammalia, Rodentia, Cricetidae. Gene Ontology annotation, cellular component: cytoplasm. The transcript has 3 exons. The record is from RefSeq and is a predicted model, not a curated record.
AUGAGCGUCUACAACCCACCCACACUGCAAGAGCUGGCAGUGCAGAGCCUGCUGCAGAACGAGGCCUCAACCAUCUCUGCUCUGGGGUACCUGCCCAUUAAUCUCUUCCCACCACUUUUCAAGGAAGCUUUCACUGGUAGACACAUGGAGUUAUUGAAGGCAUUGCUGGCUGCCUGGCCAUUUUCCUACCUUCCUGUGGGGGCCUUGAUGAAGACACCAGAUGUGGAGUUGUUGCAAGCUGUUCUGGAUGGUGUAGAUAUUCUGCAGACACAGAAGGUUCGUCCCAGAUGUUGGAGGCUUCGAGUACUUGACUUGAGGAAUAUGAACCAGGAUUUCUGGGAUCUAUGGGCUGGCAGAGAUUGGUACUGCUCAACAGAGACUGAAAGUAAUGCACAAAAAUGCAAUGAACUGAGGCAAGAUUUGAAGCUGGUCACUGACCUUAGCCUCAGGUUCCACCUGAAAGAACACCAAACAUGCUUGUUGCAGUGGGCCCAGAAGAGGAAAGACUGUGUGCGGCUGUGCUGUGUGAAGAUGACGAUUUGUGACUUUCCUGGAGAGAUUGUCAAGGAGGUCUUGCACAUUUUCCCGCCAGAAAAUAUUGAGGAUUUGGAAAUAUACAUAAACCAGGUGCUGCCCUUCCUGGGUCACAUUGCACCUCAACUUGGCCAUAUGACAAGACUUCGCAAAUGCCGUCUAAUUCACAUCUUCUUGAACUCAAACAUGGUUGUCAAUAAUUUGGAAGACACAGAGGAGAUGUGUGCUGCCCAGUUUCUCUCUCCGUUCUGCAAACUCAACUCUCUCAAGCAUCUAACUGUGGAUGACAUCUCCUUUUCCUCUGACAACAUGGGGCUGCUGUUUGGAUGCCUGAAGACCCCAUUGGAGUCCUUGACUAUCAGUCUCUGCCAUCUCUCCCAGUCAGACUUGAAACACUUGUCUCAGUGUCAGAGGCUCUGUCAACUGAAUCACCUGAACCUCAGGGGUAUAGUGUUGCCCAGGUUGAGUGUCACACAUCUCCGAGUUCUCCUUGAGAAUACAGCAGAGACUUUGAAGACCCUGGAGUUAGUGAACUGCAGGAUGGAGGACUAUGAGAUCAGUGCCCUCUGGCCUGCCCUGAGCCAGUGCUCACAGCUCACCACUGUGAAUUUCUAUGACAACGACUUCUCCACUGCUGUUCUGAAGAAGCUUGUGCAAAGCAUGGCCAAUCUAAGAAAAAUGACUGCAGAGUUCUACCCCGCCCCUCUAGAGUGCUAUGACCCCCUGGGUUCUGUUCUUGUGGAGGAAUUUGCCGAAGUAUGUUCUGAACUCCUGGAUAUACUCUCUUCCAAAAGGCAGCCCAAGACUACAGCUUUUGCUACAGUCAUCUGCCUUGAAUGCUGCAGGCGCUGUGUUUAUGACAUGGAGGCCAAACUUUGUCAGUGUUGGCAAUAA